AUGUCUUUUCAGAACAAUGUCCAAAGAACCACAGGGGAAGUGGCUCUGACAACCAUCUUGCUUUUCCAGAUGGGCAUUGGGACUCUGGCCAAUGUCACCCUCUUCUUCUUUAAUGUCUCUCCAAUCUUGUGUGGACACAAGCAGAGGCUCCCCAACACCAUUCUCACCCACAAGGCUGUAGCCAAUCUCUUAGUUCUUCUCUCUGCUGGGAUUCCCCACAAGAUGGCGGCUUUUGUUUUGAGGAAGCCCCUGUCCAGUCUUGGGUGUAAAUUUGUAUAUUAUGUACACAGAGUAGCUCGCAGCACCACCAUGUGCUGCACCUGUGUCCUGAGCACCCAUCAGUUCUUCAUACUCAUCCCAGAGAGGGCGGUGUGGACGAUGCUCAGAGGAAGAGCCCCCAAGAUCAUUGAUCCUUCCUGUUGUAUCUGCUGGAUGUUCAGUGUCUUAAUGAAUAUCUAUGUUCCUGUGAAAGUCACUGGUUCACAGGACACAGGAAACAGUAGUGACAUCCUCGGGAAGUGGUUCUGCUCAUCCUCAACUCUGAGUGCAGGCAAUGUCAUCCUGUGGUUUGUCUCCGAUGCCAUGUUUAUUGGUCUCAUGAUCUGGUCCAGUGGCUCUAUGGCGCUGUUCCUGUACAGGCACCACCAGAGAAUGCAGUACAUUCACACCCCCAAUGGCUACCGCAAAUGUUCCCUGGAGACCAGAGCUGCCCACACCGUCCUGAUGCUGGUGGCCACCUUUGUGAACUUUUAUGCGCUGAAUUCCAUUUUUGUGGUUUAUGUCGCUGCCUUUUUAGAUUUCCGUCUAUGGUUGAUAGAGACUUCUAAUAUUUUGGCUUCAUGUUUCCCCACUUUUAGCCCCUUCUUGCUGAUCCUUCGGGAUUCUGGGGUUCCUAGGUCCCACUCUUGA
Messenger RNA from Felis catus (domestic cat), 909 nucleotides. It is a transcript of the gene FELCATV1R5, whose product is annotated as vomeronasal 1 receptor felCatV1R5. The record is from RefSeq and is marked inferred. Gene Ontology annotation, molecular function: pheromone receptor activity. NCBI's taxonomy places the organism in Eukaryota, Metazoa, Chordata, Mammalia, Carnivora, Felidae. Gene Ontology annotation, biological process: G protein-coupled receptor signaling pathway. Gene Ontology annotation, cellular component: membrane.